Molecule: messenger RNA, 2361 nt
Organism: Komagataella phaffii GS115
Lineage: Eukaryota; Fungi; Ascomycota; Pichiomycetes; Pichiales; Pichiaceae
Exons: 1
Coding region: 1-2361 (786 amino acids)
Biological process (GO): amine metabolic process
Cellular component (GO): plasma membrane
Molecular function (GO): primary methylamine oxidase activity; quinone binding; copper ion binding
Source: RefSeq, a predicted model, not a curated record
AUGAAAUUCGGCAAUCUUUUGAGUUUCACCACUUUGGUGGGUUUGGCAGUUGCUGUACCAGACUUUUAUGAUAAACGUGAAGCUGUCAGUACCAAAGAAGCUGCUUUGUUGAGAAGAGGGGCUUCCCAAUGCAAAACCAAUGAGAACGUUAACAUUGAAGCUCCAAAACCCAACAUUUGGGACUCUUUGUCAAACGAUGAGCUUAAUCAGGUUGUAGAUUUGCUGAAUGAAACUUACAACUUGACUGAAAUUAUGGACGCUGAUUUCUACUCCAACUAUGUGUUGACCAUUGAGACAUUGAGACCAAACAAGUCUGAUGCUUUGGUCUUCCUUGAUGAAGACGGAGACAUCCCAGACAGAAACGCCAAAACCCUGGUUUACUUUGGUGAGGGAGAAGAAGGCUACUUUCAAGAGCUUAAAGUGGGACCAUUACCAGUAAGUGAAAAUACUACCAUCGAGCCUCUUUCCUUUUAUAACACCAACAACAAGUCCACACUUCCAUUCAAGUACGGAUUCGGAGACAGUGUUCUGAACACUGCCAAAAAUCAGUUCAUAACCGACAAUCUUAAUACCACGGUUCUGAGAGACGUGAUCGUUGAUUUGAUUGGUGUCACCUUUGAGGAAAUUACAUGCUGGGCCACUGAUCCUCAAAUCUUUGAUCCAGCCACUGAAACCACCGUUGCUUACGGUACGUGCUACAUCUUAACUCCAAACGACGCGGAGGAUUUGGUGCCAAUUGGUUUUUUCUACAAGUUCGACAUGACUGGAAGAGACGUGUCUCAGUGGAAGAUGUUGGAGUUCAUCUACAAUAAUAAAGUCUAUACCUCUGAGGAAGAGCUCUACGAAGCCACUCAAAAGGACGACUUUGUAAGAUUGCCAAAAAUUAAUGUUGAUGACCUCUCUUGGACUGUUAUCCAAAGAAAUAGCUCUUCUCCUGUCAGACACUUGGAUGACAGAAGAGCUCCUCAAUUGGUUGAAACUCAAGGCCGUAGAUGGGCAUUCGAUGCUGACGAGGAGUAUUUCACCUGGAUGGAUUGGGGAUUCUACACUGCUUGGAGCCGAGACACCGGUAUAAGUUUCUUCGAUAUAACCUUUAAAGGUGAGAGAAUUAUUUAUGAAUUGUCUUUGCAAGAGCUGAUAGCUGAGUAUGGUUCAGACGAUCCUAACAACCAGAACACUUUCUAUUCUGAUAUUUCGUAUGGUGUCGGAAAUAGAUUUAGCAUGGUUCCUGGUUACGAUUGCCCAACCACUGCUGAAUACUUCACCACUGACUACUACGAAAACAACCACCAUUAUAACCGCUCGCUUAGUUACUGUGUCUUUGAAAACAUGGAGGACUACCCAUUGCUGCGUCACACUGGUGGAACUUAUUCUACUGUUACUCAAAACCCAACUUUGAACGUAAGAUUCGUUGCUACCAUUGGAAACUACGAUUACAACUUCUUGUACAAAUUCUUCUUGGACGGUACACUUGAGGUCUCUGUUCGUGCCGCUGGUUACAUUCAAGCUGGUUACUGGAACGACCAAACCAGUAGUGACUUUGGUCUCAAAGUCCACGAUGUCCUGUCAGGUUCUUUCCAUGAUCAUAUGCUGAACUAUAAGGUCGACUUGGACAUCGCCGGUACCAAGAAUCGUGCAACCCAAUAUGUCAUGAAGAAUGUCGACGUUGAAUAUCCAUGGGCCCCAGGUGUUGUCUACAACACCAAGAAAAUUGCCAGAGAAGUAAUAGAGAAAGAGGACUUUAACGGUAUAAACUGGCCCGAAAACGGACAGGGUCUACUACUGAUUGAAUCUGCUGAGGAGACAAACAGCUUUGGAAAUCCAAGAGCUUACAACAUCAUGCCAGGUGGAGGAGCUGUUCACAGAAUUGUCAAGAAUUCUCGUCUUGCCCCUGAAACUGAAAACUGGGCUCGUUCCAACUUAUUCUUGACCAAGCAAAAAGAUUCUGAAUUGAGAUCAUCUACCGCUUUGAACUCCAAUGCUUUGUAUGAUCCACCUGUGAACUUUAAUGCUUUCCUUGACGAUGAGAGCUUGGAUGGUGAAGACAUCGUCGCUUGGGUCAAUGUUGGUCUGCACCAUUUGCCAAACUCUAACGACUUGCCAAAUACCAUUUACUCGACUGCUCAUGCUUCCUUCAUGUUGACCCCAUUCAAUUACUUUGACAGUGAGAAUUCAAGAGACACCACGCAACAAGUUUACUAUGAGUAUGACGCUGAUACCAAGGAAUCUACUUGGGAGUUCUAUGGUAAUGACUGGAGCUCCUGUGACCUUGAGAUCCAGGAACCAAAUUUCGACGAUUUCACCUACGGGGAAGAGACUCGUAUCAACAAAAAGACAACCAACGCUUACGAAAUUUACUAA